CCGCAAUCGAUUAUAAAACAUCGAUAUUUUACGACUUAUCGUCGAUAACAUCGAAUAUCGAUGAAUAACGGGCAUUCUUAGUACAUAAGUAAUUGUUUACGAAAUUUGCGCCAAACUUGCAAAUCAAGCAAAAUUUAUUUUUUACCAUUCGCCAUCGAUUUAUAAAGCAUAUAAGCGUAAAAUUUUAUGUAGUUGAAUACAAACCUUAAAAUAUGGAUGAAAUACGAUAUAUCAAGCGGAAGGAGAAGGCGCGAAAUGAGGGCAACAGUCAGCAACUGGCUAUUUGUUGCAAUAAUUUGGGUGACUACUACAAUCAACAAGGUAAAUAUAGAAAUGCGGUCAAUGAGUACCUGCAAGAAGCCGAAAUUUAUGCGAAACUGGGUAAGAAGUUGGAAAUGGCGAAAGCGCAUCGAAUGGUUGGUGAAAUGUUUAUGCUGAUUAGUGAGUUUGGCAAAGCCAAGGAACAUAUAAACUUAUACCUCGAUAUCGUAAAGAAGUUACACAAUAAAGUUGAAGAGCAGAGGGCUUAUGCCACUUUAGGACGUGCCCACCUGUUGCAUGGCCAAAGCACUGUUGAGAGUUCGGCGUCUACUACAAUGGAGCAAUUGCGGCAAGCCGAACGUGCAUUUCUCAAGAGUUUACUCUUAAUUAAGGAACUUUCAGGUCAGAUUUCGAAACUGGAGCAGUUGGAUAUGCAAGCGCGCUGCUACCUAAACAUUGGCGUUGUAAAAGAGCAUAUGGAAGAAUUCGAAGAGUCAAUUUCAUACAUUGAAAAAGCUAUAAAAAUAACUAAAUUGAACGAUAUAUUCGAAUUGACACACUUAUGUUACAUUUCGAUGAGUCUGCUAUAUUUCUACAAAAAACAUGACUCGACAUUAGCGCUACGUUAUUGUAACCUGGCUUUGGAAGUUGCGAAACGUUUACCGAAUAGGGUCAAAAAAAUUUGCGAAACGCUCAUUACAAAAUCUGAGAUUUUAAUUAAAGAUAGUGACUUUGCAAGUGCAAAGCAAAUACUAACUAAAGCAUAUAAAAAGAACACACCUGACGAGAACGAUCGGAUCACAAUUGAAAAAUCGCUGCGAGUAGUCGUUAAAAUAUGUCAAAUUUUGGAUGAAUUAGUCACUACCAGCUCAGUUGACUAUGCAAAGCGUAAAAGUUUGUUUGAGAAACUUGGUGAUGGGUGUUGUCAAUUGCAAAACUACUCUAAAGCUAUUGAGUAUUACCAGCAGAUGUUGAACUGCGCUGAAAAAAAUGCAGAGCCCGAAAAAAACCUAAUACCGAUUUAUGUGAGCCUCUAUCAGACUUACAAAGAUAAUAAAGAAUAUGACCAGGCACUGGUCUACUUAUGGAAGGAAUAUGAACUGAAUAGAGAUGUACCCUCGGAAGCAUUCUCUACACUCUGUACCAUUGCUGAAGUGUGCGAGCAACAGCGACAAUCUUUUUGGACAAUACAGGACAUAUACCAAAAAGCGAAGCAACAAGUAGCCAAAAACGGAAGUGAUCGGGAAAGGAUAAAGCAUGAGCGUAUCGUUUUUGUGCGCCUUAAGCGGUUGAUGCUGAAGCACAAAAUGCAAAUGCUGGCUGAUGAACUGUUGGAAGAAGCAAAAGAAAAAGGGAUACACUUAAAUCUUGACGACGAUGGUAGUGAUACUGAAUCAGAUGCCGACCCGGCAGCAAGUAACGAGGAAAAUACCCCCGAACUGGGCGAUGACGUUUGCCUUGAUGAUCUCACUGACUCGGAUAUGAGCGAUUUAGAUGAGACUGAAAAACCAAGGCCACAUCGGGUAACGCGGGGAGUGCGCGCUCUGACAGUUAAGCGGAAUAAUAAAGGAGAAACUCAGUUGCACCAGGCGUGCAUAGCGGGAAAUAUAGAACUAGUGCGCCGACUGCUCGAUCAGGGGCACGUAGUAAAUGUGCGCGAUCACGCCGGUUGGAUUCCUUUGCAUGAAGCCUGUAAUCAUGGUUAUCGCGAUAUAGUAGAACUGUUACUAGAUCGCGGGGCAGCUGUUGCUAUUAACGAUAAAGGCGGUCUGAGUUGUGAUGGCAUAACUCCACUUUACGACGCCUGUUCGAAUGGGUUUCUUGAUGUAGUUGAACUUUUAUUAGACCGUGGCGCUGAUGCUGCUAUUAAGACAGAUUUCGGUGAAACAUGUUUCAAUGGUUUAGAUAAAUGGAGGCGUUCAGCUCCUUUAACUGAGGGUGAACAAGCGCAGUAUGAAAUGAUUAGAGAGAGAUUAUUGACCACACUUUCUAAGACCGGAAUUUGUAAGAAACCAUUAGCUCCUCUAACAAAUGCGCAAGUUGAAUCUGCAUCAGAAGAGGGUUCAGAUAGUGGUGAUAGAACGCUGGUGGAAGAAGAAUUGCGUAGUAACGGUCGUGUACGUACUAGUUUGAAUCGUUCUGGCGAAAACAGAAGAAUUUCGAAGGAGCAUAAGAAAAAGUCGCCCAGAGACAAAUCUGCUGGUGUGGAGUAUAAAACAAUAAUGGCCCAAUUGAAGCACCCGAAUCGUGCAAACGCUCUUGAUGAUGAUACUUUUGAGAGCUUAAGCUGUGGUCCCAGUACUUCCAAUGCACAGAAAUCUCGACGAAGCGCUUUACUGGAUGAAGAUGAAGUAGAUGAUGAGAAUUGGCUAAUCGAUGACAUAGGCCCAGAACGCAAAAAGCGACGUUUCCACACACCUACCAAAGAAGCAGCAUCGUCAUCAAAAGAAAAUUUAAAUGCUGAAUCAGGAAAUUCGACUUGGUCUGCAGAUGAUCUAUUAGCAGCCGAUGAUGCUUUUCAUGUACUCUUCGAUGCAGCAACCGGUUCCACGAAGUCGCAACGUCAAAAACAGACACGAAAAUUACGUUUAUCAGGUUCGUCCAAUAUUAGCACCAGCUCGAAUUUAUCGAACAGUAAACAAAUUAAAGCAAAGCAUCAAUCAUCUUUGCUUGAGAAUGGUUUCUGUCGCUUUCGCAGUGAGAGUCCACGAUCUAUAGAAGAUUCUUUUGAUGUGGCAACAACCAAUUCAUUUACAAAUGAGCCAGACUCAACAACCUCCAUACAUCUACUCAUAUCCCCUUCAAAAUCAUCACCAGUUAAAAUACAAACAACGCAAGUUAUUCCAACAACAAUUUCAUUUAAAAUAAAAGUAGAAAAUGAAUUGUUGUUAGUGCCAGUUGAACGUAAGAAGUUGAAUGAUGUUAAUAUACGCUGGUUGGCUGAGGAGGCAGCACGCCGAUAUUACAACUUAGUGGGUUUAAAACCAGUGCUGCGUUUGAAGACCGCAGAUGGAUUUGCAUACGAAGAGAAUGAUUCAGUAAAUGUGGCGGUCGAGCAGAAUAUGAUUUUAGCAACGGUGCUGGACUGGCAGAUAGCACCGCUUGCUGAGCGCUACGAAGAAAUGUGCCAUCAGAUGAAGAAGGAUGUCAAUAGCGAAAUACUGUCCGCUUUGGAGCAAACACAAACGACAAAUGUUAUCUGCCUAACUGAUUGUUGGUUACCACCGCCCUUGACCGAACCGUUCUUCAAAGCUGUGCUGCACCAGAGUAAUUUACGUGUCAUAAAUUUAAGCCAUAAUUUUAUACAAAACGAAGGCUGUCGGCAGUUAGCUAAACCCAUACCAACAUUAAAACAGCUCAAAACACUAAACUUGCAAGGUAAUUUUAUAACUGCUGAAGGUGUAGAUAUUUUGCUCUCAACGCCAGGCGGACUUGAGGAACUGGAGGAAUUAAAUUUGAGUCAAAAUCCACUAGGCAAUGGCAGCUUGCGGAUGCUGGAACGUUUUUGCAACAGCAGUGCUGCAAAAUCGUUACAGACACUUUCGUUAUCAAAUUGUAAUUUAACAAAUUUGUACGACUAUGACCUGGCCUUUUUUCAAUUGACUGCCAUCGAUUUGAGUUAUAACAAACUCACGGAUGAAUCGUUGCGUAAACUUUUAACCAAAUUAAAUGCAUCACGCUUAAGAGAGUUAAAUUUGAGCUAUACGCAAGAGAGUACCUGUGCGGAUGAGCGUAAUGCCGUUACGAAUGCAGAGCAAAUAACAGUGUUUUUUGAGAGUGGCACAUGCGAGAAGUUUCGACGCGUUCAACUCUGUGGCUGCCAUUUGAGCGACAUGAAUAUGUACAAAAUAACUCAGAAUUUACAAAAAGCAAACGAUUUAGAACUACUUGAAAUAAGUGAUAAUACAAAAUUAACCGGAGCUGCCUUACAAAUGGUGUUUGCUAAAUUACCCCAAUUACGAAAGUUGUGCGCGAUAAAUUGUUUACAUGUUUUAGAUGACGAACGUUUGGAGAAAUUGGAACAGUGCAAGCAAAUACCAAAUUUUCUAUCGUUCACAUUGGAGGCCAAUAAAGACGAUUACGAACGGCGUUUGCGUCAUCUGUGGCAUUUGCAUUGGGGCGACAAAGCGCAUAUAAAAGCCUACUCCGAUUGCAUAUUGAUGUAUAUAAAUGAGCAGGAUCUCCAGCAACAUUGGUAACUAAUGCCAACCAGUUACUAGCGAAUGGUCACGUUAAUAUCUGCCUAUAGAUAGAUAGAUAGAUUAUAUAUUUUUUAAAUCAUCCAUACAUAUGUAUGUAUACGUGUUUAAAGAGAAUUUUUAUUCUGUUGAAUGUUUUAAAUGUUUCGUGUGUUGUUCUGGGUGACUUCCAUUGUUAAAAAUAUGUAUGUUUUAGUACGAAUAGCUUGUUACGAGCAAUCAUAAUUUUGCCUGAUAAGUAUUACAAUUAAAUAUGUAUGUAAAUAAAAUUUGAAAAUAUAAUGGCGUCAAUUGCAUUUAAUUUGAAUGUAUUUCAUCUUUGAGCUUUUCAAAGAGUUUUAAAUUACAUACAUAUGAGCCGUUUAUUUUGAAAGUGGCAUUAAUUACUUUAUUUUAA
Rhagoletis pomonella (apple maggot) is the source of this 4857-nucleotide messenger RNA. RefSeq names its product tonsoku-like protein. The record is from RefSeq and is a predicted model, not a curated record. The transcript is spliced from 9 exons. NCBI's taxonomy places the organism in Eukaryota, Metazoa, Arthropoda, Insecta, Diptera, Tephritidae. The coding region runs from base 213 to 4460 and encodes 1415 amino acids. Gene Ontology annotation, molecular function: protein binding.